Molecule: messenger RNA, 850 nt
Organism: Zeugodacus cucurbitae (melon fly)
Lineage: Eukaryota; Metazoa; Arthropoda; Insecta; Diptera; Tephritidae
Exons: 4
Source: RefSeq, a predicted model, not a curated record
UUGACUGUUAAUAAAGCUGUCAACAAACGCAUUUGAUACUCCAAUAACCUAAAUAUUAUAACCGAAAUAAUUUAUUCAAUACAUGAGACGCAGAUGGUAGUGGGUUCUACUAAAUCCACAUUCUAUAUGCUCAAUCAGUCGCUUUUUAUACUUUGUAACAGACAUCUCGACAGUCAAUAUGAAUUGGAAAAGUAUUUUUGUAGUGCUCACGCCAUUAUUGGUCGAACGCUCGCAGGCUUUGAUUUAUCCAAACAUGUCCACUUCUUUAGGUCUUGUCCACUCGGUUUCAUAUCCCGUUGUGGAGUACCUUCCUGAGCGUAGUAUACUCAUGGAUUGGUGCUUUCAAAUGUCUUACAAUUUGCCCGGUUCGGUUUCGGCUUUCUACAACAUACCCAUUUGGCCGGGAAUACAGAAUCCAAAACCGCGUAAUAAACGUAGUAUUGACCGCGAUACUGAUAGUCUGGAGGUGCAGCAACAUUUGCAGUGGUUGGAUAAAUAUGAUCGCAAAAUAAAUGUAAAUCAGCAUCCGAUGGAUUUAACGGCUGGGGAGCUAUAUCAAGGAAUUGAGGAUUACUUUUCCAGCUUUGGCGUACAUGAAACUUGCCUCUUACGUAGCGUUUGCGAGUUAGCUCAACAUCCAUUUGAUGAUGACCAUCAUACAAUUCUCACGGAACUCUUAACAUUUAUAUUGACGCCCUCCCUGCAUCAAGGUUUCGCCAAACACGAAAAAAUUUACAGGGAAACAUACGAAGCUGCCGAACUUCAUGGAUUUUUGGGUGAAAAUUGUACUGCUCUCUAUGCCGAUUGUGAAAGAGAUAUUUUAAGUGUUGUAACUAAAAUUAUAUUAAUA